AAUAUUGGCAAAAGGGCAGGAGUCUCUUGGCUCAACCCUGUGCUGCAAAAACCCAAACCCUUUUUCACUGGAGAGGAGAGAUGAGGUUUCACCAUGUUGGCCAGGCUAAUCUCGAAAUCCUGAGGUCAAGCAAUUCACUCACUUCAGCCUCUCAAACUGCUGGGAUUACGGAGAGACGGUUCCACCCUUGCUAUGGGAUGUUAACUGAAGCUAAUGGAAAUAAUGGUGUCUAAAAGAGUUUCCAUGUUGAAACAUAAAUGCUUCAUAUAGGACCUGCUGCUACCUGGGUAAUGCAAAGACAACAUACAAGGAGGAGCCUCUUUUUCCUCUUCAGAUUGACUCUGUAACUAUGUGAGGAGCUGGUGGAUUUUACGGUGACUGAAAAAUAGCUCUUCACAUGUGAAUCGUAGUUCCAAGAAUUGAAAGAAAUGUACUGAGAGGAUAAAGGUGCCUCAUGACAAAGCCUCCCUGGUAUAAUACUCCAAAGACAAGGAAUUAGUCUGUCACCCAGGCUGGAGUGCAGUGGCACCAUCUUGGCUCACUGUAACCUCUACCUCCUGGGCUCAAGUGAUCCUCCCACUUCAGCCUCCUGAGUAGCUGGGCCCAGAGGCAAAUGCCACCAUACCCGGCUGGUCCUGUUGACCAAAGAGAUAGAGCAGCAACAUGUCUGUCAGAGAUAGGAGGCAAGUGCCAUUUCUGAACAGUUUGGGUCAAGUCAGACAUGCCCCCUGCCCCCACAACUAUUCAAUGGACACCAGAACAUUGAAAAUCAUGACCUUUAAGAGGACUGCCUUUGACUUACACAGCUCAAGAAACACUGCCUGGUUUGGUCACAGACAACAGGAAGGUCUUCAGAGCUGCACCAUGAGGGUCAGGAGCCCCUUGGUCUUCAUGUCUUUGGUGUGCACACUCUUGAACAUGUGCCAGGCAGACAGUGUGCAUGAUGACAAGCCUAAUAUUGUCCUGAUUAUGGCCGAUGACCUGGGUAUUGGAGAUCUGGGCUGCUACGGCAAUGACACCAUCAG
Molecule: messenger RNA, 1025 nt
Organism: Callithrix jacchus (white-tufted-ear marmoset)
Lineage: Eukaryota; Metazoa; Chordata; Mammalia; Primates; Cebidae
Source: RefSeq, a predicted model, not a curated record